AUGUUCGCGUUCCUGCAGUGUGCAAUUCAAGGUCAGUCCGUCUUCAAACCGGCAGCUGGAAGAGAGAGUACUGACGUCCAGAGUGCAGACUGCCUGGCAAAGAACAAUUACGACGAGGGCAAGUGCCAAACGACCAUCAAGGCACUGUACGAAUGUUGCGGAGCUUUCUACGAGCGCCACGGUGAAGACGCAUCCUCUGUGUGCUGUCCUAAGCCCAAGCUGCUGCAGCUCAAACUCAAGCAGCUCAGGGAGGCCGCGGCCGACAAAUGA
Messenger RNA from Geosmithia morbida, 270 nucleotides. RefSeq names its product protein of unknown function (DUF1903). NCBI's taxonomy places the organism in Eukaryota, Fungi, Ascomycota, Sordariomycetes, Hypocreales, Bionectriaceae. The transcript has a single exon. Bases 1 to 270 code for a protein of 89 amino acids. The record is from RefSeq and is a predicted model, not a curated record. Gene Ontology annotation, cellular component: mitochondrial intermembrane space.